This is a messenger RNA of Pseudonaja textilis, 7185 nucleotides long. It is a transcript of the gene UBN1, whose product is annotated as ubinuclein 1. The record is from RefSeq and is a predicted model, not a curated record. Gene Ontology annotation, cellular component: nucleus. Gene Ontology annotation, biological process: chromatin organization. NCBI's taxonomy places the organism in Eukaryota, Metazoa, Chordata, Lepidosauria, Squamata, Elapidae.
CGCCCCGGCUUCCCUUGCGCGCGCGGGGCUGCCUCGGCUCACCCCUGGCACGUGACGCGGGAGCUCCGAAGAGACAGAGAGAAGGCAUCUUGGCUGGGCCGGGCAGAGGGUUAGAAGGGGGGCUGACGGGACGCCGCUGGUGGGAAGAACGACGGCGAUCGGCCUCAGGAGGAGGAGGAGGAGGACGACGAGGCCGGCAAGGGCUGGUGAAGGAGGAAGAGGGGGGGCCUUUUGGGCCAGAACUGAGCAGCAGGACGUCCCCCCCCCCCAAAUAAUCAGGGUGCAGCUGAGAUUCUUUGCAGAGCAGCUGGAGAGGAAGAAGACCUCCUUUCAGAAGACUUUGAACCCUCCUUUGGGAUGGAUGCCCUUCAAAUUCAGGAAGAGCAACUCAAAAGAAACCUGCAUACAAGGAAGUUAUCAGGAACACAGCCUACCUGCCACUGGACUGGAUGAAUCACCAUCAGAAGAACGACGGGGCUGGAUUUUAGUUUGCCUGAAAACUGGAGCUCAUGUGUUCAGUGUCCUUUGAUUAUGUCAGCCCCUUGUGUGGGAAACUCUCUAAUGCACAGUACUGUAACCCAGGCUGACUUUUAUAGCCACAUAGGAAAUUGUAUAAAAGUUGCUCCAUUCAGAAAAUUAUUUCUGUCCAUUUGCCUUCGCUCACUUUUUGAAACAGAGCUGGACUACGUAGUGACCAUCAUUUCAAGGGCUGGAAGUUAACCCCCCAAAGGUGUUGCUAUGGGAUGAUUCUUCAUUUAGGAAAAAACAGAGACUCUUGGGUUACUUUUGAAGUUGUAAUCUAAGAUCUGCAUUGACUUUGGUCUUCAGUGUUUGGUUCUGAGCGCGUGCUAACUGUGAACGCUCCCCUACCUACACCUGUGGCCUAAAGCGAUGGAAACCAUGCCUUGAGAGUAGCUGCAACGAACGCAUAGCCAUGACGGAACCCCACCGGGUCCAACUCACCUCCUUAUCAGGACCACUGAGUACCACUUUGCUGAAAAAACCUCGGUGGGAGGAUGUCGCCAACCCAGAGCAUCCUCCAGAGUCUGAGCCGGCAGCCACAGCCGUACGCAUUGCCCUCUCCCUUUUUGAGCCAGAUCACAAGCGCUGCCCAGAAUUCUUUUACCCAGAACUGCUGAAGAUGACCCGAGGCAAAGUGAAAAGCAGUUCUGCGGGAGAAAAGAAAAAAGACUUUGCUGAUCCCUUCAAUGACGAAGAAAAGGAGAAGCACAAAGCAGAAGCCCUUACCAGGAAGUUUGAAGAGAAAUAUGGUGGAAAGAAGCGCAGGAAAGACCGUUUUCAGGAUUUGAUUGACAUGGGACAAGGUUAUGAUGAAUCAGAUUCUUUCAUUGAUAAUUCUGAAGCUUAUGAUGAGCUUGUUCCAGCAUCUCUAACAACCAAGUAUGGAGGCUUCUACAUCAACUCUGGAACUCUGCAGUUCCGACAGGCUUCUGAGUCUGAGGAUGACUUUAUCAAGGAGAAAAAGAAGAAGUCUCCUAAGAAGCGGAAAUUGAAAGAGGGAGGUGAGAAGGUGAAAAAGAAAAAGAAAGAUGACAAUUACGAGAAAGAGAAGAAAUCUAAAAAAUCUAAAUUUCCUAAAACUGGUUUCACAGCUCUGAAUGCCAGCAAAGAGAAGAAGAAGAAGAAAUACUCAGGGGCCUUGAGCGUCAAGGAGAUGCUGAAGAAAUUUCAGAAGGAAAAGGACGCCAAGAAGCAGAGGGACGAUGAACCCAAGCUUAGCAUUCCCUCGUUGGCCGAAACCCCAGCUCAGCGGGAAGCGGAGUCCGUGCCUGACCCUCUCCUCUCCCUCUUCGGCCACACGAGUGACAACGACCUGCUUCAGGCGGCCACAGCCAUGGACUCCCUGACUGACCUGGACCUGGAGCAGCUUCUGAGCGAGUCUCCGGAGGAAAGCCCUUUCCUGGAGAUGGAGAAUGGGAGCGAUCCUCUGGGAGCAGGCCUGGAACCCGACCUCAAGCAGGUCCCUCCCUCCCUUCCCGAGGGACUUCCAGAACCACUGAUGAAGCGUGUGGAGGAGCUCACUCAGGCUGCCAGAGCUGCGGAGAGAGAAGGCAAACACAAGUUCUUCAACCAAGACAUGAAUAGCAUCUUACUGGAUAUAGAGCUGCAAACCCGGGAGCUGAACAGCCAAAUGCGAUCAGGGGUCUAUGCGCAUCUGGCCUCCUUUUUGCCUUGCAACAAAGAUACCCUGGUCAAGCGGGCCCGGCGACUUUAUGUGUAUGAACAGGGGGGUCGGCUGAAGGAACCACUGCAGAAGCUGAAAGAGGCGAUUGGCAGAGCAAUGCCGGAGCAGAUGGCCAAGUACCAGGAAGAAUGCCAAGCCCACACCCAGGCCAAGUUUGCCAAGAUGCUGGAAGAGGAGAAGGACAAGGAGCAAAGAGACCGGAUUUGUUCAGAGGACGAGGAUGAUGAUGAUAAAGGAGGAAAGAGGAUCAUGGGACCUCGGAAGAAGUUUCACUGGAAUGACGAAAUCAGGGAUUUGCUCUGCCAAGGUGUGAAGAUGAAACUGGAUGGGUAUGACGUGGAGAAGAACAAAGCUCAGUCUAUGGAAGACUAUGUAAAAACAUUCCUAGACGCCGAAGUCAAACCUCUUUGGCCAAAGGGAUGGAUGCAGGCCAGGACAUUGUUCAAAGAGAGCAGAAAAGUGCACAGUCAUCUCACUUCAAUCCCAACAAAGAAAAAAGUGAUGGCCCCUCCAAAGGUGAAGGGAAAGGAUCCUUCUGGCAAACCAGAGAAGAAGAUUCCCCUUCCCGUCCCGUUGAUCCACUCCAGCGGUGCAGUUUCUCUUUCUCCAGAUUCCCAGGGGGUGGUUGUCGGCCUCAGCCCUCAAACUCGGGAACUGUUGGCUAUGAGUUCAAAUCCACUCCCCAGCACCAUGGCUGUUCCUCCUCCUCCUCCUCCUCCUCCUCCUCCUCUUCCACCCCCUCCUCCUUUCAGCAUGGACGAUUCUCUCGACGAGGACUUGAUCCAUCACACGACUUCAUCUUUGGAAGCUGUCUCCAAGGAACUGGCUGCGCUCAACAGCCGGGCAGGAGGCAGCAGCCCCGACUUCACACUCUCCCCAGCCCUGAAGACGCCCGUGGAGAAGCCCCCGACUCAGAGCGGCUUGGAAGAGAAGAGGAUCUUCCCCAAAGCGGCUCCCGUCCCUGCUCACUCAGCUGCCGGCGGCUCCGUGCAGUCUCCGCUUAACUUCUUGGCCGAGCAGGCCUUGGCGCUAGGCCAGCCUCCUCCAGAGAAAAAAAUGGAGGCCCCCACCUACAAGGAACUGCCUUGCCAGAGUCCUCCUUCCAAGCACCUGGAUGCGCACCAGGCCAAGCCGAAACACCACAGCCUGCCCCGUGUGCUGCAGCAGGGCCCUCCGCCCUCAACCCCAGUGCAGGCCCCCCAAGUAAAAGUGUUCCCUCUGGUGGCCCAGCAGCAGAAAACCUUCCCCCCUUCCCCACCUUUCGUCAAGCUGCAGAGCCCCAAGAUGGUCUCCCCGCUGUCUCAGCGCCCUCUCCUCCAGCCGCAGGUCAAGACCCCCGCCAAGGUUCCCACCUUCCAUUCUUCCUCCUCUCCUUCCUCUUCCUCCUCCUCCUCCUCCUCCACCACCAUCUCUCCCAAGACCCCCAAUUCUUUGGUGUCUCUGAGUUACGCCGGGAAGCACCCCAGCACCCCGAGUUCCUCCGGGCAAGCGUUCAAGUCGCCCUUCGUGGCCCUGUCCAGGCACGUGGCUUCUGCCGGAAGUGUGUCGUCUGCCAUUUCCUCGACUCAGAGCUCCCCGACGAGCAACAUCCUGCCAGGCGCCUCGGUCCCUUCUGCUGGGCAGGCUGCCAGUCGCUCCUCGCCCAGUUCCAUGGUGAAGAAGACCCUCGUCCCUCAAAAGCUGACUUUGGUGGCUCCGCCGGGAGGUCCCAACGUCAGCUCCAGCGGAGGAACGCAAGGAGUAGCCAAGUUGCUGACAUCUUCCCUGAAACCUGCCGUGGUUAGCAGCGCCACACCCUCUACCUCUGGGCCGAAAGGAACCGGUGGAGCGGUCUUGCUGACCAGUUCGUCUUCCUUGAACGUCCUGUCUCCUUCCUACAAGUCCAACAGCCCAAAGCUGCCCACUGCACUGAGCUCUACUCCGCUGGGGAUUAUCUCGCCGAUCCAUUCCUUCCCUCUGCACGUGAUUUCCUACAGCUCUGACUCUUCGUCCAAGGCUGGGGUUUCAAAGGAUGUGGUAGUCACCGGCCCGACCCCAGGAACAUUCCAUCACGGUGUUGGCCAUAGGAGACAGUCCAGGCUGCCCCUGCUAGCUCAUUCCUUGAGAACCGCCCUUUCAAGCGAUGACUUGACCUGUGGGAAGGGAAUCGUUGCUGGCAUUUUACCCCAUCCAAUGCCCUGCGCCCCUUCAGGUCUUCUGGCUGGGUUGUCCACCAGCCUCCAUCAGGCAGCGCCGCCUGCCCAUUUAUCCCACAGUUUGCCAGAUAGUUCUCAGCUACACAGCAAAGGGCCCAAUGUACAACCACGGAAAUUGUGACAGUUCUGAGAAAAAGGAAAAGGAAAAUAAAAAGGACACAACCACCUCUGGGAGGGAAAGAAAAAAAAAAGCCUGCAGAAUGCAGCAAGGGAGCUCUCCCGUUGCUUCCUCGCUUUUCCUCCUUCAGUGGCAUCCAUCUGUAGGUUCCCACACUUCCCCUUGUCCCAGUUUGGACUAGAUUCUUCCCUGGGUGGCGGUGGGGGGGGGGAGUGUCUGAGCCGCGUGCUGAGAAAGGAAGCGUUUCUCAGGCCCAACUCUCACUUCCAAGUUCCUCCAGAUCAGUCCGGGUCAGGGGGAGGUGAGAUCCUUUAAGCAGGUCCCCGCGUGUUCCUGCCAGGCGCCUCUUAAUUCUGCAGCGGGAGUCGGUCGAGGCCCUCGCUUCUGCUCGUGGAUGGACUGGCUAAUCGAAGCUCAGCCCCAAGUGAAUCCGUUUGGGGGGGCGGGUCGGGGGGGGCGCAAGGGUCGUCUCUCCUCCCCGAAGGCACCUUUCCUAAAGCUUUGCUGACCCUUUUCUGGAAGAUCUUUCCUUUCUCCGUGGCAGCUCACUGGUCCUCUCACAAGGAAGUGAAGACUCGGGAGGCCUUAAGAUGCACCCGUGGACCUCGAACACCGAUGGGGGGGGGGUGUCUUUUGGCAGUUCUCUUUUCCCUGCCCCCCAAAAUACGCCCAGCUCUCCUCCCCCUUCUCUCCACUGAAGACAUCGGAUGGGACUAAGCCCCCUUCUUACCCACCCACCCACCCACCCACUCCCAUGGGUCAACGCGUAUAACGAAGCUGUCAUUUCAGUGCCUUUUGAUGGUGGAGCCAGAAUGCAAGCUAUCCCAAGCUCUUUUUUGUUUUUUUGUUUUUUGGUUGAGCCUCUUUUUAACGUUCUCCUUUUUUAAAACACCCCUCCCUGUUAUUUAAGACGCAUCGGGAUGUAUUUAAGGGAACUUUGGAGGUCUAGGGUGGGUGGGCGGGCCACCCUCGUCCCCAUUUUAACUGCGCUCGCCGGUGAAUGCCACGCUGAUCCGUGGGGUGGGCCUUUCUUGGAAAGCUGCCCGUUCUCUUGCCCAAGUUCUCUCGAGCAUUGUGCAAAUAAAGAGUCCAGGCAGGAACUUCCUGCUUUGCUGUGAGAUCUGGCACAUUUUACGCAUCCAGUGAUCUGAUGUGGGAGCACAUAGGGCGCACAUGGAGUUGCCUAUUUGUGCCUGGAAGAGCUCCCCUUAUGCUCUGGACGGACGGGAGACGCCGAGAUUCCGUUUUACUUCGGGACUUAAUUUACUAAGUAGACUAUUUCUCCCCCCCCCUCACCCCUUCUUUUUUUAAGCUGCUUAGUUGCAACUCUUUUAACUGGCCGGGGAUCUUUUGAAAGCCAACCAGGGCUACCCUUUGCUCUGUCUUGGUUAUGCUUGGCUGCUGUGCUAAAGGUUCGGGGCAAAUUCUCCCUAAUUUUGACCCCGGCAUCUGGUCCGCAGCUAAGGAGUGGUGCGCUAGCCUCGAGGUGGAGCUCUCGCCUCACCUUCAGGAGGCUUUGAGUUCCAUCCUAGGUAGAGGCAGGUAUUUCUCUCUCUGGGCACACGGGAGAAUUUGUCUGCCGAACAAAACUCCGUAUUGGCAACAGGAAGGGCAUCCGGCCAUUCAAACACUCUGCUUGCUCCAUUCAGUUGCUCAGACUCCGUCCCGCAAGAGAUUAUGAGAUAUUUAGAUGAUGAUGAUGAUGAUCUGGUCUGGAGGUUACUUUGGAGUAAAGCUCAUUAUCUAAAUUUUGGAUUUGGCUGGGCUUGUCGUUCGAUUCUCUAAUCUGCUGUCCAUUCUAGAGAAACAAAUGCCUUGCAGGAGGAGAUGAGUAGCUUAACAGUUCUGGCAUCAAUAAUCCCAUUUUUUUUGUUUGGAGCAAAAACAUGUUUGAGCGCACACAUUGCAAGGAACAUUAAACUAUCAGGGCGGUUAGUUGCUACUCUUCAGCCAGAACUGCAAGGCGGGGAGGAGGUUUCCUUGCAAACUCCCAAACUCAACUUGAAAACUAGUCAGCCCAACUUGAGGUCUAUUUGCGGCCAGCACAAAUUGUUUCUCGCAGCCUCUUCUUCCAUCUUUUAACCCCAGUUUACUGAUUCUUCCACUCAGACAGAGAAAGCACUUGAUUCAUCAAUUAGAACCCCUUUUAAAACACACACACACAGCGAGUUCUGUUUGACUCGAGACAACCCCAUCUUUCCUUGGAAAUGUUUUAGGAUUCUCGGUUAACCUGUGCAAAAUUGUUUCAAGCCUUUUGCAUUUCUUUUUUGACUUUUCCAUUUCCCCAACAGUUAAUUUUGGCCUCGUUGGCCAGAGUUAUUUCUGUUUAUAAAAAGUUGCAGAAGAAGAGCCAAAGACUGCAUAUUCAAGACGCCCGUUUUUUGUUUUUGGAAACACGUUUUUCUCUUUUUCUUUUUCUUUUUAAGAACGUGGAUUUUGGUGGGUUUGUUGAGUUUCCUCAGAGCUCCAGUCCUACUCUGUAUUAAUUACCUCUCCAAAAGCUGCUUUUAUCGGUCAUAGGAACAAGCGUUCGGCACUUGGCAGGAUUUGGGCCUUGCAUGAGCCAUUAUCCCUCCCCCACCUACUCCUUACUCUUCUCCCCCAAAGCUUUGGUUGCUACUGGUGCCUGCCGUAGCUGGAGCAGAACCCCCCUUAUCUAUUUAAAA